Molecule: messenger RNA, 1427 nt
Organism: Rhipicephalus microplus (southern cattle tick)
Lineage: Eukaryota; Metazoa; Arthropoda; Arachnida; Ixodida; Ixodidae
Gene: VGAT
Product: vesicular GABA transporter
Biological process (GO): amino acid transmembrane transport
Cellular component (GO): vacuolar membrane
Molecular function (GO): L-amino acid transmembrane transporter activity
Source: RefSeq, a predicted model, not a curated record
CCCUCUUCAUCGCAGGGUAUGUUCAUCGUGAGCCUGCCUUACUCGGUGCUCCACGGCGGCUACUGGGGCAUCUUCGCCCUCGUCUUCGUCGCCUACAUGUGCUGCCACACAGGCAAGAUACUCGUGGACUGCCUCUACGAGCCGAACGAACGCGGCGAGCUCGUCCGAGUCCGGGACAGCUAUGUGGCCGUAGCCCAGACGGUGCUGGGACCCCGGUGGGGCGGCAAGGCCGUCAACAUCGCCCAGAUCAUCGAACUGCUCAUGACCUGCAUUCUGUACGUGGUGCUCUGCGGAGACCUCAUGAUCGGCUCCUUCCCCGAGGGCGCCGUCGACCAGCGCUCCUGGAUCAUGCUGACCACCAUCAUACUGCUACCGUGCGCCUUUCUCAAGAACCUGCGCUCCGUGUCCAUGCUGAGCUUCUGGUGCACGGUCACUCAUCUCUGCAUCAACGUCAUCAUCCUCGGCUACUGCCUGGGCCGAGCCUCGGAGUGGGCUUGGGCCAAGGUCCAGUUCCGCAUCAACAUCAACAAAUUCCCGGUCACCAUGGGCAUCGUUGUCUUCAGUUACACGUCGCAAAUCUUCCUGCCAACGCUCGAAGGAAACCUGACGGACAAGUCCAAGUUUCAUUGCAUGCUCAACUGGAGCCACAUCGCUGCCGCCGUCUUCAAGGCGCUGUUCGCCUGGGUUUGCUUCCUCACGUUCGCCGAGGAAACCCAGGAGGUGAUCACCAACAACCUGCCCACCAAGGGUUUCAAGAUCGUCGUCAACCUGAUCCUGGUCGCCAAAGCGCUCUUCUCCUACCCGCUGCCCUACUUCGCCGCCUCAGCCCUGAUCGAGCACGCCUACUUCAGGGAGCGACCGAAGACCCUGUUCCCAUCCUGCUAUGCCAUCGACGGCGAGCUGCGGGUGUGGGGACUGGCCCUGCGAGUGGGUCUCGUCAUAUUUACCAUGCUCCUGGCCAUCUCGAUACCAUAUUUCGCCCUGCUCAUGGGUCUGAUCGGGAGCUUCACCGGCACCAUGUUGUCCUUCAUCUGGCCCUGCUACUUCCACAUGAAGCUCAAGUGGGACACCAUGGAGUGGUACUCCAUCAGCUGGGAGGUGUUCAUCAUGUGCUUCGGAGGCUUCUCGGGGCUCGUCGGCAUCUACACCUCGUUUGCGGGUCUCGUGGAGGCCUACCAUCUUCCGCUGCCUCACGUGCCGGUCAUAGAGUCUUAGAACGUGCCUCUUUACUAUAAUCUCGUGCCAGAGCAGCGAAUUUUUCUUUCAUUCUAUCGUUGUCUGUAUGCGUGUUCUGUGAGUCUGAGUUGAUAUGUUCGUGCAUGUUCGUGGUGAGUAACGAGAGGGAGUAUUUUUCUUCUUGCGGGGAAAGCUGAAGUGGUGGCUUGAAGUGGCGUGUUAACAACAACAAGAAGAGGUGUCACUAGCGA